This is a messenger RNA of Mus caroli (Ryukyu mouse), 2207 nucleotides long. RefSeq names its product dynein axonemal assembly factor 1 (gene Dnaaf1). Gene Ontology annotation, biological process: axoneme assembly. The record is from RefSeq and is a predicted model, not a curated record. Gene Ontology annotation, molecular function: oxidoreductase activity; protein binding; dynein complex binding. Gene Ontology annotation, cellular component: axoneme. NCBI's taxonomy places the organism in Eukaryota, Metazoa, Chordata, Mammalia, Rodentia, Muridae.
GCCCUCGGCGGCGUAGCCGACUGCGCGUGCGCACUGGUUGCCGCGGCGACCGGGAAAGCGUUGGACAGCCAACGACGCGGACCGUAGAGUACUAGGGCUGAGUGGUCGGGCCAGGAGCGAGCAUGCACCCCGAAGUCUCUGAGCCGCCUGUGGACAGCGUGGCGGAGCCCAGUCUGGAGGAGUCGGCAGGCGAUCACGGCGACGCGGGGCCAGGGAUCCGCAAAGAAGAAAUUAGUGAGACCAAGGAAACAUGUGUGGGUCCUUGCACAACAUCUUGCCCAAGUCAGCAGCAACCAAGCGGCGACAACGGGUCAGAGGGCCUCUGCACCCACUCGAGAGAUGACAGAGACGAUCGGGGCCCCAGGAUGACGAAACAGUUCCUUCAAAAGCUGUGCAAGCAGCACAAGCUGUACGUCACCCCCGCCCUGAACGACACCCUGUAUUUGCACUUUAAGGGCUUUGACCGCAUUGAGAACCUGGAGGAAUACACGGGCCUGCGCUGCCUCUGGCUGGAGUGCAAUGGCAUCCAAAGGAUUGAGAAUCUGCAGGCCCAGAGCGAGCUGCGCUGCCUCUUCCUGCAAGUGAACCUGUUGCACAAGAUCGAGAACCUGGAGCCCCUUCAGAAGCUGGACGCCCUCAACCUGAGCAACAACUACAUCAAGACCAUUGAGAACCUCUCCUGCCUCCCUGUCCUGAACACACUGCAAAUGGCCCACAACCGCCUGGAGACAGUGGCUGACAUUGAGCACCUCAGGGAGUGUCUGCGACUCUGUGUCCUCGACCUCUCCCACAAUGCGCUGAGUGACCCUGAGAUCCUGAGUGUGCUAGAGAGCAUGCCCUGUCUGCGUGUGCUGAACCUGAUGGGAAACCCAGUGACCAAACACAUCCCUAACUACCGAAGGACGGUCACUGUUCGUCUGAAGCACUUGACUUAUCUGGAUGACAGGCCAGUUUUCCCCAAGGACAGGGCGUGUGCAGAGGCAUGGGCCAGAGGUGGGUAUGCCGCCGAGAAGGAAGAGCGUCACCAGUGGGAGAGCAGGGAACACAAGAAGAUAACAGACAGCCUGGAAGCUUUGGCCAUGAUCAAGCGUCGGGCUGAGGAGCGGAAGAAGGCAAGAGACAGAGGGGAGACACCCCUGACAGACAGCGAAGAGAGUAUCCCCACCAGCCCGGAGGCUGAGGAAAAGCAACCCAUGGGGGAAACCCAGAAGAAGAUGGAGUUGUUUGUAGAGGAGAGCUUUGAAGCCAAAGAUGAACUGUUUCCAGAGACGCCAGGAGGAGAAAAGGAGCUGCAUGUGGUGGUGGUAAAUGGGGCAGUGGAGAAUCCAGACCUGUCUGGGAUCCUGGCUCACAACCAGACACCUGUGGUGGUCACCCCAGAAGAGUCUACAUCUCCAGUGGCAGCUACUGAUGGGGCCAGAACUGAAGACACAGAGGCCACUGCCUUGGAGACCAAGGAGAGGCUUUUCAUCGAUGACCUUCCUGACUUGGAAGAUGUUGAUGGCACAGACGUGUCUGUGGAAGACCAGAUAAAGGAGACAGACAUCCCGAGAAUCCAGGCUAUUUCCAGCUUGAGCGACGACAGUGACCUGGAUGAGUUGUCCCUCCCCAUGGUUGAGGGCAUUGCCACAGGCACCACAGGUGCCCUCUCACACAUAUUUGCCAUCUCCAAGGACGCCUCGACGGCAGCCACGGUGCCUUUUGCAGACAUAUGUAAGCCAACAGCAACAACGGACUUAGAAAGCCAAGGUCAAGACUGUGGUGCGGCGGCCUCACGCCCCCUCAUCCAGGAGCUCGAUGAUGAGCUGGCAGAGGAAGCAUCAAACCAGCCACUGCUGCCCCAAACCUGUGCAAGUGACCCUGCACUUGCCCAGCCUAGUGAUGAUGGAGACAGUGACAGCCAGCUGCCUGCAGCCACUCCGCUAGGAGAUGGCGCAGAGGAUGAAGCACAGUCUUCAGUGCACCCGAAGGAGCCCAGCACCCGGGUAGGCCUGGAAGAUAUUGAAUUUGGCUUGGACUGAACCCCAAAGCAGUCUACACUGUUGGGCUAGCGGUGGCGCAGUGGACGCAGGGCACCCUCUCCCGUGCAUCACUGUGCUAUUGAGCCUGCAAGGCAGGUGCUGUGAAGCUACACCAGUGUGCCUUGUACCCAACACGUCGGUAUCCCCUGAUUACAGACCCCACAAGAACAUAAACACUUUAAGACG